UAAGUUCUGUGACAUUUGAAAGAACUGAUAAUAUUGUUUAAUUACAGAGAUAAAAGGCAAAUAAAUAGGGAGAGAAAAUUUAUUUUCUUAUAAGUUAUAAAUUUCAAUAAUGAAGAGCUUCAACUGUAUUUUCUUCAUUUUUUGUUUUUCGAUUGGUGCAAUAUCAUCAGAAGAUGUAAUUUAUAAAGAAGGUCAGAAGUACAUCACUAAUUGCAUACUUUCCCCUAAAGAAUACUUAAUAUGGACAUACCCUAAUAACAGCAGAAUUGAAGAGAAAAACAACAAAAGUAAUAGAAUCUACACAGUUAGAGACGGUAAAGAAUUAGACCUCAUCUUUGAAUUUGCUUUGGUGAAAGACACGGGAGUGUACCAAUGCUGCAAUUUUGGCGAUAUAAAAAAUUGCAUGCAGCUGAAUAUUAGGGUCGUCGGCACGCCGAUAUUUGAACAAGAUUACGAAUCUCACCAGCACUUGGUUGAUGAUGAUGUCAGAUUACUUUGUCAAGCGAUUGGUUAUCCUUAUCCUUCGUACUAUUGGCUAGAUAAUUAUAAGAAUAAGAUGGAUGAUGUAGGAGAAAAUUGGGAAAUUUCUGACGAUACACUAAUAUCUAACAUAUCUAUAACAUCAAUAAAAAAGUCCCAAGAAGGAUUUUUUACUUGUGUGGCCCAUAACGAACAUGGAAAUGCAAGUAAACUGUAUUUAGUGGAUGUUAAUGAUAGACCAACUUCUGUCGAUUUGGACGUCGAAACGAAUUUCAUAACGCCGACGUCGAUUCAGUUUUCUGUUGGGUUGCAUAAAGAAUCGUAUAGUUAUUUAGUUGUAAUAUUUACAGAAGAAGCUUCUCAUAAACCGUCAAAAAUAUAUUGGCAGAUUGGCCAAGGCCAACCGUAUUUAAUUACCGAUCUGAAAUUCAACACCGUGUACGAAUUCAAGUUUGGUGUUUCUAAUGACGUAAGAUUAACGUCUAUUCUAUGGGAUAAACGUAUAUACAGAUUUCAAACCGCUAGAAAUAUCCCAAAUCUGAUAAUUGAAAACGUAACCGGUACAACGGUAAAAAUACAAUGGCCGUACCAUAAUCUUAAUGAUUUAUUUGGAUCAAAUGCACCCGAUUAUUAUCUCCUCACCUACGUUAAGCUUAAACAAAAAUCUGGGAACUUCUAUAAGUCUGAAUGCCCUAUGAAUAUUACAAUUCCUACUUGUUACGGUAGAAGUUAUACCUUUUCUGGAUUUACUCCGAAAGAAUAUUACAGAAUAGAAAUUCGAAUACAUUAUCCGUACGGUUGGAGUGAUACAAGUGCAAUAACCGUGUACACGGGUGCUUAAAUUCUUAUGGAUUUAAUUAUAAUUCAGAAUAUAUAAAAGUUUUAAUUGUAAAUU
This is a messenger RNA of Centruroides sculpturatus (bark scorpion), 1375 nucleotides long. RefSeq lists its product as uncharacterized. The transcript is spliced from 8 exons. NCBI's taxonomy places the organism in Eukaryota, Metazoa, Arthropoda, Arachnida, Scorpiones, Buthidae. The record is from RefSeq and is a predicted model, not a curated record. Gene Ontology annotation, molecular function: protein binding. Bases 110 to 1321 code for a protein of 403 amino acids.